GCGCUGAAGUACGCCUUCCAAACCAACGACCGCCUCUGCUUCGUCAUGGAGUACGCCAACGGCGGCGAGCUUUUCUUCCACCUCUCCCGUGAGCGCGUCUUCUCCGAGGACCGCGCUCGUUUCUACGGCGCCGAAAUCGUCUCGGCCCUCGAGUACCUGCACUCGCGCGACGUCGUCUAUCGCGACAUCAAGCUGGAGAACCUGAUGCUGGACAAGGACGGGCACAUCAAGAUCACGGAUUUCGGGCUGUGCAAGGAGGGGGUGACGGACGGGACGACCAUGAAAACGUUCUGCGGGACCCCCGAGUACCUGGCGCCCGAGGUCCUGGAGGACAACGACUACGGCCGCGCCGUGGACUGGUGGGGGCUGGGCGUGGUGAUGUACGAGAUGCUCUGCGGGCGCCUCCCCUUCUACAACCAGGACCACGAGCGGCUCUUCGAGCUCAUCCUGCUGGAGGAGAUCCGGUACCCGCGCUCCCUGGGGCCCGAGAGCAGGGCCCUGCUCGCCGGGCUGCUGAAAAAGGACCCCAAACAGAGGUUGGGCGGCGGCCCCGGCGACGCGCGGGAGGUGAUGGAGCAUCGCUUCUUCGCGGGCAUCGACUGGCAGGACGUGGUGCAGAGGAAGCUGGUGCCGCCCUUCCGGCCGCAGGUGACGUCGGAGGUGGACACGCGGUACUUCGACGAGGAGUUCACGGCGCAGAGCAUCACCAUCACGCCACCUGAGAGAUAUGACCACCUGGGCUCUCUGGAGCGCGACCACCGGACGCAUUUCCCGCAGUUCUCCUACUCAGCCAGCAUCCGGGAGUGACCUGGGCGCAGCUGGGCACACCUGGGCACACCUGGGCACACCUGGAGAUACCUGGGGACACCUGGGGACAGCUGUGUGUGUGUGUGUGUCUCACCCAAGGACAUCUGAGGACAUUGGGGCUCACCUGGGCACACCUGUGUGUCACACCUGGGCACACCUGGGCUCGCCUGUGUGUCACACCUGGGCUCACCUGUGUGUGCGUGUGUCACCUGGGCACACCUGUGUGUCACACCUGGGCACACCCGGGCUCGCCUGUGUGUCACACCUGGGCUCACCUGUGCGUGCGUGUGUCACCUGGGCACACCUGGGCUCACCUGUGUGUCUCACCUGGGCACACCUGGGUACACCUGUGUGUCACACCUGGGCACACCUGUGUGGCACACCUGGGCUCACCUGUGUGUGCGUGUGUCACCUGGGCACACCUGGGCUCACCUGUGCCCCUCCCCCCACACACCUGACCCGCCCAGCUGCUCCAGCCCCGCCCCUCCCCCCGCCCCCCAGGAUUUUGGGGCGAAUUUUGCAGCUUUUUGGAAAAAAACCACGAGCGUGGCCUUGAACCCCCGGAGCUCCCGGUUCGAACCAGUUCGAACCGGUUCAAACCAGUUCCACCCCCCCCAGUUUGUCCCGGUCCAUCCCAGUUCAAACCAGCUGGACCCAGCUGGGGGAGAGGGGGCUGGAGGAAACCCCCCGGGACCCCCCCGGGACCCCCCCGGCCUCACCUGGGACUCACCUGGAGACGUCUCCAAAUCCCCCCAGGACUCACCUGGGGCCCCUCCCCCACCCCCGGCACAGCUCCGGG
Molecule: messenger RNA, 1606 nt
Organism: Hirundo rustica (Barn swallow)
Lineage: Eukaryota; Metazoa; Chordata; Aves; Passeriformes; Hirundinidae
Product: RAC-beta serine/threonine-protein kinase
Exons: 7
Biological process (GO): protein phosphorylation
Molecular function (GO): ATP binding; protein serine/threonine kinase activity
Source: RefSeq, a predicted model, not a curated record